AACAAUCAAAUCCAGCCUGCCACUGUAACUUCAGAAGAUCUGGAGAACCUUUACCAAGCAGAUCCAACUGGAAAUGUCCAAUUUGAAGCUGGCUCUCAGCAAUAUGUCCUGAGCUUUAAAUAUAUGACCCAGACCAAUGAGAAUUAUUCUACCCAACGGGAGGUCCGAAGACGUCCCAAGUUUGUUUCCUCUGAAGAUGUCAGGACAAAGAAAGGACACACAGCAGCAGCAACAACAAUAACAACAGCAGUCCUCAGAAAAAUGGAAAGAGGCGUUGAAUGA
This is a messenger RNA of Thamnophis sirtalis, 282 nucleotides long. The record is from RefSeq and is a predicted model, not a curated record. NCBI's taxonomy places the organism in Eukaryota, Metazoa, Chordata, Lepidosauria, Squamata, Natricidae.